Messenger RNA from Trachemys scripta elegans, 1775 nucleotides. It is a transcript of the gene CHST11, whose product is annotated as carbohydrate sulfotransferase 11. Gene Ontology annotation, biological process: proteoglycan biosynthetic process; carbohydrate biosynthetic process. The record is from RefSeq and is a predicted model, not a curated record. Gene Ontology annotation, molecular function: sulfotransferase activity. The coding region runs from base 188 to 1246 and encodes 352 amino acids. NCBI's taxonomy places the organism in Eukaryota, Metazoa, Chordata, Testudines, Emydidae. The transcript has 3 exons. Gene Ontology annotation, cellular component: membrane.
CCUUGUGCGCUGCUACCCAGGCAUCACCCAGAGCAGCAGCGGGAGGAGGCGCCAGGCAGGCAGCCGGCCGGCCGGCUUCCAGGCAUCUCUGUGCGCUCCGAGCUCCUUCCACACCCCCAACUCCGAGCAGAGAGCGAACCGGCUCCCCAUCCCCUGUGCUCCUGCCCCGCAGCCCCGGGACCAAGCCAUGAAGCAGGCUCUGAUGGAAGUCAUGAGGAUGAACAGGAUUUGCAGGAUGGUCUUGGUCACUUGCUUCGGAUCCUUUAUCCUGGUCAUCUUCUAUUUCCAAAGUAUGUUGCAUCCAGUAAUACGUAGAAAUCCAUUUGGAAUGGACAUCUGUUGUCGGAAGGGGUCAAGAAGCCCGCUCCAGGAACUGUACAAUCCCAUCCAGUUGGAGUUGUCUAACACAGCAAUCCUUCAUCAGAUUAGGAGAGACCAAGUCACAGAUACAUGUCGAGCCAACAGCAUGUCUAGCAGGAAACGCCGUGUGCUAACACCCAACGAUCUCAAACAUUUGGUGGUGGAUGAAGAUCAUGAAAUGAUCUAUUGUUAUGUACCCAAGGUGGCCUGUACAAACUGGAAGAGAGUCAUGAUGGUCUUGACAGGAAGGGGCAAAUACAGUGACCCCAUGGAAAUACCAGCCAAUGAAGCCCAUAUAUCCUCAAACCUGAAGACCCUCAACCAGUACAGCAUUCCAGAGAUCAACCACCGCUUAAAAAGCUACAUGAAGUUCCUGUUUGUCCGUGAGCCUUUCGAGAGACUGGUGUCAGCCUACAGGAACAAGUUCACCCAGAAGUACAACACCUCCUUUCACAAGAGAUACGGUACCAAAAUUGUGAGGCGCCAAAGGAAAAAUGCCACCCAGGAGGCUCUGCGUAAAGGUGAUGAUGUGAAAUUCGAGGAGUUUGUGGCAUAUCUCAUUGACCCAAAUACCCAAAGAGAAGAACCUUUCAAUGAGCACUGGCAAACUGUCUACUCCCUCUGCCACCCCUGCCAUAUCCAUUAUGACCUCAUAGGAAAGUAUGAAACACUUGAAGAUGAUUCCAAUUACAUCCUUCAACUUGCAGGAGUAGGCAGCUACCUGAAGUUCCCCACCUAUGCAAAGUCUACGAGAACUACUGAUGAAAUGACCACAGAGUUCUUCCAGAACAUCAGCUCGGAACACCAAACACAACUGUACGAAGUCUACAAACUUGAUUUUUUAAUGUUCAAUUACUCAGUGCCAAGCUACCUGAAACUGGAAUGAAGGGGAGAAGGAAGAAAGAAAGCCUGUUUUAUUUAAGAUUUUUAUUUGUCAUAAUAAAUAUGGAGAAUUGUUAUUUUGUAAAUUAAUAUUUUCUUUUUGAAUGAUGCUGCGAGCAGCACAGUCAAAAUUAUUUAAAUCAUCUGUAAGAAAGGACAGUUCUCUUUGCAGGGUAACAGGAUGGUGAUGAUCUCGCUUUAGAAAUGAAUAUUACUGCUACAUUGUUUAUAAACGUUAAUUGUGUUCUGGUGAAUUUCAUUUAUCUUUGCAUUCAACAAAUUCUAAUUAAUGUUAUUUAUACUUAUUUAAAACAUGGUCUCUUGGUAGGUUUCACUUUAGCAGCAGAAAUACGAUAAUAUUUGGACAAAGGGAAUCUGGUUUUGUGCUUUCCUCAGCUGAAUUGAUUUGUAUAUUGUUACUAGCCAUAUGUUUUGGAAACCCUAGUAGAAAUAAUUUCUUCCAAGGUGAUUCUGCACUUAAAGCAAAAUUAGAAAAUUAUCUUCUCAUACAAGAAAGAAAAAUAUGAAACACA